Molecule: messenger RNA, 687 nt
Organism: Coturnix japonica (Japanese quail)
Lineage: Eukaryota; Metazoa; Chordata; Aves; Galliformes; Phasianidae
Source: RefSeq, a predicted model, not a curated record
UACAAUUGCCUAGCAACAAAGAACCUCCAUGCUCUAACAUUCUAUGCCCAGCAGCCAGAGCUGAGUGGUGUGGAGCUGCUAGGAUGAGCACUGUUCCAUGGUACAUGGAAAAGCUGUCAUCAAGAUUCUUGCCAGCAAACAGCAACAAACAUAGGUUCUCUGAUUCACUCAACAGCCAGCGCUGGAGGUUCUUAAAAAGUGGCCUGGAUGAUUUCAGAAGCGGCUUCCCUCCUCCAUCUGAUAACAUCAUCAUCCAAGUCAGAAAGGGGCUUUCCCCCGUCAUUCUACAGAGCAGAUCCCACCUGUCCCACCAAAAGGUGCGGAAAACAUCUGCUAAGCCCACGUGCAAGCUCCAACCAGAGGUGGAAGCCAGGAAGGAGUUCACAAAGGACACUAAUCAUCAUCAAAGCCACUGCCCUCAGUUAAUGCGCUCUCACUUGAAAGACCACAUCUUUCCAAAGUUACAAACAGGAAGCCAACAGAGUCCAAAUGUAUCUCUGAUCUUAUUACAGAAGCAGGCGUAAGAAACUGUCAACUUUCUGGGAUGCCUUGCUGUCAUGCUGAGAUUAGCCACAUGGUUCAGUUACUAAAGCACACCUACAAGACACUGGAGAGAAGAAGCUUUACCCUCCAGCUGUGGAAACCUCCUUGAAUAACCCUGAGUUUGCCAAGAAUAAUAAAGAAUCU